Messenger RNA from Oncorhynchus nerka (sockeye salmon), 4584 nucleotides. RefSeq names its product ralBP1-associated Eps domain-containing protein 1-like. Gene Ontology annotation, cellular component: presynaptic membrane; plasma membrane; intracellular vesicle. Gene Ontology annotation, biological process: clathrin-dependent synaptic vesicle endocytosis; endosomal transport. The record is from RefSeq and is a predicted model, not a curated record. NCBI's taxonomy places the organism in Eukaryota, Metazoa, Chordata, Actinopteri, Salmoniformes, Salmonidae. Gene Ontology annotation, molecular function: calcium ion binding; protein binding; molecular adaptor activity.
ACAUCACGGGGUAUAGGAAUGGCGGCUCUGGCUGAUGGAGGAAAGAGCCAAAAGACCCUGAAACUUUACUUCUAACAUAAUUAAGAAAGAUUUUAAAUUGAUUGAAACAACAUACGGUAACGGAAUAGAACCGGAAGAACUCGAAUUCCGGUUGAUUUACUGUUCAAUAGCGACGUCCAGUCUCGGAAGUUGACUACUGGCACUGCUGACUUCAGGCUAACGUUGUUAGUUAAGCUACCUGCUAAUAUCAUAUAGCUAGCUUGUUUAGCUAACGUUGGUAGCAACGUCAGUCAUUAUUUACUCACAUUUUAUUGAUUGAUCAAUUCAUAAUUAUCCGAAAUAAAUCAUUGUUCUAAUUAGUCGGCACGUAAUAUUGCUACUAGGCUAGUUUCUGAGGACAUUCACGAAGGUGAAAUACAAAAAAAUUAAACCCUUCCUUCUUGCCAUAGCUAGCUAACUACAGUUGUAUUUAGCUAAGCUGAGAAACUAGCAAAGCUGACCAGCAACGUCGCUCCUCUCGCCUUGUUGAGUCCAGUUAUCACAAGGAUAACAAAAUUAGUCUGCUGAUCGCGUACUUUUGAUGCCAUAAUGGAAAGUUUAACGUUAACUGAUGUGGAGCAGAAGUAUUACUCUGAUUUGUUCGUUUAUUGCGAUACGGACAACACCAAGAAAGUGGCUUCCAACGGCAAAGUUCUUGAUCUUUUCCGGGCGGCCCAGCUACCCAGUGAGGUUGUCCUGCAGAUAACAGAGCUCUGUGGAGCCACUCGCCUGGGCCAUUUUGGAAGGAGCCAGUUUUACAUUGCACUGAAACUCAUCGCUGUAGCCCAGUCUGGACUGCCUCUCCGGGUAGAGAGCCUCAAUUCUGUCAAGGACUUGCCUCUGCCUCGCUUUGUUGUGGCCAAAAAUGAGCAGGAGGCCAGACACACAGCCAUGUACCCCGACUUGGAGAACCAGGGGCCUUACCAGGGUGUGAUUCCACGACCCCCUGGCCGGGGGCAGGUCAAGAAGGUGUCUGCCCACGAGGUCAUCCAGCCCUGUGUGCCCACAGUAGAACCACAGCCCGACACCACAUCCCCAGUGGUAUCUCCCCACCAGUCCCCUCCCACCUCGCCUCAUGCCUGGAGAAAGCACAAACGGCAGGCAAGCGGGGGGAACGUAGAGAGACCUCCUGUGGUGGUGGCAGGUGCUGUCUGGACACCUUUCAGAGAAGCACAAUCAGGACCUGUGGUGGUAGGUGAUGGGAUGUGGUCUGCCCACUCACCUCCCCCCGUUCAGGAAAGCUGGGAGAACUCUUCCAUACGAACGGUUGCGUCUGUUACUACAGCCAAUGAAAUCCAAAGACAGUCCAGUAGCGGUUAUGACGACCCCUGGAAAAUCACAGACGAGCAGAGGCAGUAUUACAUCAAUCAGUUCAAGACCAUCCAGCCCGACCUCAACGGUUUCAUUCCUGGUUCUGCCGCAAAAGAGUUUUUCACUAAAUCAAAGCUACCUAUUCUUGAACUGUCCCACAUUUGGGAGCUUUCGGAUUUUGAUAAAGACGGGGCGUUGACACUGGAUGAGUUCUGUGCUGCAUUUCAUCUUGUUGUUGCUAGGAAAAAUGGCUAUGACCUUCCCGAAAAGCUGCCAGAGAGUCUUAUGCCAAAGCUUAUUGACUUGGAUGACUCAGCAGAGGUUCCAGACCAGGCCCCCGACGUCGGCUACUCGGGCUCCCCUGUCGAGGUGACCCCAAACAAGUCCCCCAUGCCCUCACUCAACCAGACCUGGCCUGAUCUCAACCAGGGCAACGAGCAGUGGGAGACUUUUAGUGAACGCUCCUCCAGCUCACAAACUCUGACCCAAUUUGAUUCUAACAUUGCACCAGCUGACCCUGAUACAGCUAUUGUCCACCCUGUUCCCAUCCGCAUGACCCCAAGCAAGAUCCAUAUGCAAGAGAUGGAGCUGAAGAGAACCGGAAGUGACCACACACAUCCUACCAGUCCCCUGAUGGCUAAACCACCUGAGCUCUCUGAAGAAACCAAGCUUGCCACCUCUAUGAAGUUUGUAACAGCUAACUCUGGUGAUGGUUAUAGCAGUUCAGAUUCAUAUACUUCAGAUCAAGACCCAAUUACAAGUGUUGUAACAAGACAAAGGUCUAAUUCUGGGACCUCUCCUGAAGGUCUAAAGGUGGCGGCUGCCCCCCCACCACCCCCUCCCAGGCCCAAUGCCUCCCACUCCCGCUCCUCCUCGCUAGACAUGAACAGAAACUUUGCCGCUCACCCCACAGGGCCACAACAAUCUGGAGUCGUGGCCUGUCCUCCAGCCAUACCUCCUAGGCCGCUACCCACACAGACCUCUGGUCCUCAUAGUGGGCAUCGCUCGGAUGAGGGCCUGGCAGCUCACUCCACUACCUCGCCCCAGCAGAUCCCAGAGCAGCCCAACUUCGCUGACUUCAGUCAGUUCCAGGCGUUCGCUGCCUCAGAUCAGCCCAGUGACGACGGGGAGAAGCACCCAGAGAGUCUGCCAGUAGAGAAGUCUACAGAAGGGGCUGGGCCUUUGAGAACUGUGAAGAUUGACAACCAGGAAGAGAGAGCUGCAGCUACUGUGAACUCUGCCAAAGGGUCCAUCAUGGCCCCCCCACCCAAACCUGUCCGCCGGAGACUGAAAUCCGAGGACGAACUCCAGGAUGAAGCCUCCCCGAAGUCUAACGUCAUAGCCACUGUUCUAGCUACACUGCCAUCCAUUCCCAGGUCUGUUGGUAAGGAUAAAAAAGCAAUUCAAGCCUCUAUCAGAAGAAACAAGGAAACCAACACAGUUUUGGCCAGACUCAACAGUGAAUUACAGCAACAGCUAAAGGAUUUACUAGAAGAGAGGAUAUCUUUGGAGGUUCAACUGGAACAGCUCAGACCAUUUUCCCAUUUGUAACCUGUGUGUGUGAGGAGGACAAGUCCAUGAGAGAAGAUAGGAGAGACCUGAAGGGGCCUUUUGUGUGAUGCACAUGUUAUCUCCACUGUCCAUUCCCUCUGCAUUCUGCUGUCUCUUCUGUGGGAACCAGAUGGACUGACCGACCGUCUGUCUGUUGGACGGUCUGCCUGAUGGUCUGACAGUCUGUCUGUCGGAUGGACGGACGGACGGUCGGUCGGUCGGUCUGACUGACUGACGGGCUGACUGACCGACUGACGGGCUGACUGACCGACUGACGGGCUGACUGACCGACUGACGGGCUGACUGACGGACUGACCGCCUGUCGGUCGGACUGACGGUCGGUUUGCAACAACACACCCUGACUCGCCCUCAUCAGACAGACCAGUCUUUCCAAAGGGGCUGGGAUAGGAAUGUUACAAAUAUUGGCACUUUUAUUUAUCAAAGAAAUAGCAAAGAUUAUUCUGGACGUCAAUCCCUUAUACUAUAUCACAGGCCCCGGGGCCAGACUGACAGGCACUGAACUGGAACUUGAGUCAUGGGGUACUGAAGGCCGAGUUCCCUCCCUCAUUCUUCCCCAUGAUGACAAGUGUCCAGUAGAGGAGCACUCUGGGGUCUGCCUGUGCUGUGUGUGGGCCUGGUCUCCUGGGACCUGUCGAGGACAGAUAAUCAUGCCAGUGAAGGCAUUGUGAGGAGUCUGCAGGAGAUGACUCUCUAUCCUGGAGAGCUUUGGACUGAUCAUGUGACAGGAAUGAAUUCAUGUUCCAGUUUAUUACAGCAUCCCGCUACGCGGAGGGCUAUUCUGUCCAUGUGCGUCUCUGUAUACAUGUGUGCUGUAUGUAUGGUGUGUGUUUGGAUUUAUUUGGGCACGCAAUGGUUACAUAAACGGCAUGAUGAAAUGAGUGUGUAUGUAUAUUUUUUUCUUCCACUAGUCUUCUGCAAUUUAAUCUGUAACAAAAUGAGCUGUGUUACUAUGUGAAGUGAUUGACCCCCAGAUGACAGACCACAUUUUUGUUUUUGCUCCUGGCUCUGUAGUUGCUCAUGCUGACGCUGCCUGUGCCUCUUACGGUACAUAAAUUGAAUCAGUCCUGCCCCAACCACAAGGUUCCCUGUGAGAUAUGAUAACCAACUAUGGAAGCGAGACCAGAAUGAAACGACUGCACUUUUCCCCAGUUUUUUUUUGUUGUCCACCCCCCGCAUGUUGUUCAUGCUCUUAUCUAGUAUGAAGACAGUGCUUAAAUACAAACCACUUGAUUUCUACCUGUAUACGGUAUCUUACCUAGUCUGACAUUUGUGUUGGUACCUACACCUUGUAUAACUGUCUUUGUUUUUCUGGAACUUCUUGUGUUUUCUUAAUUUCUUAACCUGUCUUCAAAAGCCUUACUCCUGGCGUUCAGGUUUCCACUGUAAUCUAUUCUCCCUGUAUUGAACCAAGUUGAGCCUUCUUUUCCCUGCUGUUCAGGUUGAUGUACUGUAUAAGGGGUAUGUUGUAUAUUGUAUAUGAUACACACCUUUUGAUCUCAUAUGUACAUUUGCAUUAAUUGCUGACUAACAGCAAAUAUUAUAUUUAAUUGCUUAUAUUAUGGCUGUGUGAUCAUAGAUGUUUAACUGCAUGGAUGUAUCUCUGCAGAAUGAACUAGCAGCUGUGUGAUUUUUACACAAAAUAAAAACUGCACAAUAUUUUAA